Messenger RNA from Asparagus officinalis (garden asparagus), 1215 nucleotides. RefSeq lists its product as uncharacterized. Gene Ontology annotation, molecular function: DNA-binding transcription factor activity; sequence-specific DNA binding. NCBI's taxonomy places the organism in Eukaryota, Viridiplantae, Streptophyta, Magnoliopsida, Asparagales, Asparagaceae. The record is from RefSeq and is a predicted model, not a curated record. Gene Ontology annotation, cellular component: nucleus.
AUGAGAAAGAGGAACCAAGAAAGCAGAGCCAUGGAGACUAAAGGUGAAGGAGGAAGAAGAGAAGGGGAGAUAGGUCCACCGGAGCUCUUGAGGCCCUCCGGCAAUGGCGACGAUGACAAGUCAAAGGAGGCAAAGAUGAGGACUAGGGCUAAAAGUCAGUGUUUUUUUCCAGAAAAAUUACUGUUUGGAUUUUUCUUACUGGGAUCAGAAACCCCAACCUCAGCCCCUUUCCGACCCUCUCGCCUCAAAAUCUUACAAGUAAGCCUGUCCGUGGCCCCACAUCCCCAUGUGCUCUCACGCUGUCUCCACCCUCUCCUGCCCCUCUCAAUCAUUAGUCUCCCUUCGCCUCCUCCUCCUCCCCCUCCUCCCCCGCCCCCCCCACCCCCCCAAACUCCCCUCCCCUCUCUCUGGACUCAUAAAAACCAAAAAAAACCCCACCCUCCUCUGUCUGUAACGAUGACUGACGGCGUCAACUCCAACGGCAAACUCCAAACAACAGCUGGCCACCGUCCCAUCUACGGCGCGCGCGACGGUCCGCGUCAAGAAACCCUCUCGAAGGACCGCCACUCGAAGGUCGACGGCCGCGGCCGCCAUCCGCAUGCCGCGAUCAUCUGCGCCGCGCGUGUCUUCAGCCCUGACACGCGAGCUGGGCACAAGUCCGACGGCCAGACCAUCGAGUGGCUCCUCGCGCAGGCCGAGCCCAUCAUCGCCGCCACCGGCAGGCGCAAGCGACCCGCCAGCUUCACCUCCACGCCCAACUCCACCUCCGGCUCCCGGGCCCACCUCUCCGCCGGGCCCACGUCAACCUCAUCCCCCUUCAUCGCUCGGAAGCGGCUCCGGGACGACGCCGAUGACAGCAAGGACGAGUCCUCUGUGGGCCCCACCCCCGUGGGGAUCGGCGCGGCCGGGUUCUGGCGUGCCGGCCAGGCCCGACUUCGGCCAGCUGUGGAGCUUCUCGGUCAGGAGAUUGUGAUGCCGCGCCGCAGCAGCGCGGGCGGCGGGGUUCACCGGCGAGGGCGUUCCGGCCGGCCAGGGUUGGGAACAUACUUGGCCGAUGAGCCAGGGGCAUUUGAAUCUGCUCGCUUCUCUGUCGGGGGCCGCGGCGGGGAACGCCGCGAGGAGGGAAGAGGAGAAUCGCUGAUUGGGGUUUUAGGAUUAGGGUUAGGGUUUCUCUCUCGGGUUAGGGUUUUGGGUGACGGUUUUAGAGAUUUUUAG